Suillus fuscotomentosus is the source of this 659-nucleotide messenger RNA. RefSeq lists its product as uncharacterized. Bases 256 to 573 code for a protein of 105 amino acids. Lineage: Eukaryota; Fungi; Basidiomycota; Agaricomycetes; Boletales; Suillaceae. The record is from RefSeq and is a predicted model, not a curated record. The transcript is spliced from 4 exons.
UUUCGGAGCAGACAUACAUCCAAGUCCCUCCUUCGACACUUGCUAUCAGUUACUUUCCUAUUCCAAACCUCUCCCGACGCUACCAACUCCUUUUUUGGCCCACAACACUCUUGCUAUUGGCGCACCCUAUAGCAAAUCGUUGACCAUGAACAGGCCAACAAACGCUAUCGCAAUAAGGAACCGAGUGUGCAGCAUCGUGGAGUUCCGAGACAGAAGGAGCUUAGAAGAAUAGAGUUUUUCAGGCGGCAUAGUGGCAUGGAACCGAGACCCGCUCUCAUCUUCCAUUCACUGCCUUCCUUGCUUUCAUUCUUCCCGUGCUUUGGCGCCUGCCAUGCAUGCCCCAGUACCUACCGCUACCUCACAACAGCAACCGCGAUCCACCAACACCUCUGCCAUGGGCCUCGGCACCGAUUUUCGAUCAUGAGUGCGUGUAAUAGAGCCCCGGUCGAGACCAACCGCUCCCCACAAACGCACAUCCAUUCUCAGCGCUCCGCCAGCUUUCAAUGCUCGAUUCACUUCCUCCUGCAGGUUCCUACACCUUCCACUGCCUCUCGCGGCUCUUUCAUGACCUAGUGCACGGAGUCCAGAUUUAUCUUGUAUUUUAAGGCCAUAAGGGUAGGACUACAAAUGUAUUUCUACAGAGAUAGUCAUACCACGGC